AUGGAAAAUCAGCAACCAUCCGUAUCACAUCAUCAUUCCAGAGAAAACUGCCAGGGAUGUCGUCAAUGCUGGCAGCGCAGCAGCAUUCGUUGGACUCCUCCCGUCAUCAAAUGCUUCAACUGUGAGACUACUACAACGCCAUUAUGGAGAAGAGAUGAGACUGGAAACACAAUUUGCAAUGCCUGUGGACUCUACUAUAAACUGCAUAAUGUGCAAAGACCAAUAACAAUGAAGAGAAAUGUCAUUAAAAGACGCAAGCGAUUCAAUAGUCUUCCUCAGCAGCUUGUCGUGAUAGAGAAUCUGCCUCCAUCAUCGCCUGCUUUAUCCGACACUAGCACAGAAACUACACCAGAACAAAAGCAACAAGAGCAGCAGCAUAGCCAUCUUUCCCACCAUCAGCAUCAACAUCACUCACAUAGUUAUCAUCAACAUCAUCAACAGCAUAGCCCGUACCAGCAAGGAUCAAAGAGAAAGCGCAGUAGUCUCUCACUACCAGAAGAGCACACUACUAUUGACUAUACUGCCAAUAAAAAGACCAGAGAUAUAAACGCAAACAACGAGCAUAUCAUUCUCAACACAAUCCGAUCCUUGAUCAGCCUUGGAACAAGCACAUCAUCCAGGGUGAAUGAUGCAGAAUCCUUAGCUUCUAUACCUUCCGUUGCCUCUAUAUUAUCUAAUUUAAUACUGGAGCCAGCCUCAUUUCAACAAAAUCUGGAAGCUCGUAAAGAAAAGCUCGAGAAGGAGCUUGAGCAUAUCACGCAUUUACUUUUGCAAACAACAGAGAUACUGAAGACUGUGGAAUCGGUGAUGGCUAUCAUGAAUCUUCAGAAACAAAGCACCAGUGAUGCUACCACAAGCAGCAGUAGUAGCAGUAGCAGCAGCAGCAGCAGUAGCAGUAGCAGUAGCAGUAGCUCUGAAAAGAACCUGUUAACAUCUUUAAUGAUGCUUGGAAUUGCUGCAAAUGCUGAUUAUAAAAGCACAUGCAAAGUACCCACAUCCUCAUCCAGCAAAACCAUUCCAUCGUUAUUUGAAGCUAUACCCUCUCUCUAUUCAAAAACAGACACGAACACUACCACAACAGCAAGGUCCACGCCACCAUCUCCAUCAUUAUCCAUGCGUUCCUCGUCUUCUCACCAGGACAGUUCUUCAUUGUCUCCUCCUCCGUCAACUUGUUCAUCCGCUGCUUAUUUAUCAAGAUAUCCUGCUACCACAAGUACACCUGCCACUGCUUCCUCCUCCUCGCAGCUAUAA
This is a messenger RNA of Mucor velutinosus, 1251 nucleotides long. RefSeq lists its product as uncharacterized. Gene Ontology annotation, biological process: negative regulation of transcription by RNA polymerase II; positive regulation of transcription by RNA polymerase II. Bases 1 to 1251 code for a protein of 416 amino acids. Gene Ontology annotation, molecular function: DNA-binding transcription factor activity, RNA polymerase II-specific; RNA polymerase II cis-regulatory region sequence-specific DNA binding; zinc ion binding. The record is from RefSeq and is a predicted model, not a curated record. Lineage: Eukaryota; Fungi; Mucoromycota; Mucoromycetes; Mucorales; Mucoraceae. The transcript has a single exon.